AUGUGCGUGGAGCGGAUCUUCAAACGAGUUACAAGUGAUAUGAUGGUGACGAUGUCUGUAUUUGAAAUCUAUCAGGAGAAGGUUCGAGAUCUCCUCGCUCAAAGUGCGCCUGGGCAUCAGCUAGUAUUCCUCCUUAAGUGGAGAUGGAUCUUUUUUGAACUUUUUUCUGCCGGAAAAUCUGANNNNAUAGAGACGGGGGUUUCCGAGAUUUGA
Perkinsus marinus ATCC 50983 is the source of this 213-nucleotide messenger RNA. RefSeq lists its product as hypothetical. The transcript has 3 exons. NCBI's taxonomy places the organism in Eukaryota, Perkinsozoa, Perkinsida, Perkinsidae. Gene Ontology annotation, molecular function: microtubule motor activity; microtubule binding; ATP binding. The record is from RefSeq and is a predicted model, not a curated record. The coding region runs from base 1 to 213 and encodes 70 amino acids. Gene Ontology annotation, biological process: microtubule-based movement.